Messenger RNA from Peromyscus eremicus (cactus mouse), 556 nucleotides. RefSeq names its product cysteine rich transmembrane module containing 1 (gene Cystm1). The transcript is spliced from 3 exons. The record is from RefSeq and is a predicted model, not a curated record. Lineage: Eukaryota; Metazoa; Chordata; Mammalia; Rodentia; Cricetidae. Gene Ontology annotation, cellular component: extracellular exosome. The coding region runs from base 173 to 484 and encodes 103 amino acids.
CUCGGGGCUUCCAGCGCCGGAGGCGCGGGUUGACGUCAGGCGCGCCGCUGCGGCUCAGUGGCUCGCGGCAGGUGCGGUGCUGUUGGCGCAGUCGGGUCCCGUCGUCUUCAGUCAAGAACCGGUCAGCACCCGGCCGCUGCGUGGAGCAGAGAGGUGCAUUGCCAGGUUCCUGAUGAACCCAGAGAACCCUCCACCAUAUCCGGGCCCCGGCCCAACAGCCCCAUACCCACCCUACCCACCACAGCCGAUGGGGCCUAUGGGAGCCCCACCUCCUCAGGGGUACCCCUACCCACCUCCUCAGGGGUACCCCUAUCAAGGAUAUCCACAGUACGGCUGGCAGGGUGGACCUCAGGAGCCUCCUAAGACCACAGUGUACGUUUUGGAACGGGAAAGGAAGUCGGACAUGGAUGGCGGGUGUCAGGCAGUCCUGGCUGCGUGCUGGGCUGCACUCUGCUGCUGCUGCCUCCUGGACAGCUUGGACUGAGUAGCCAAGAUCCAGUUCUCCCCGCUGCCGCUGCUGCUCCUGUUACUGGAAUAAACAGCUAGUGCUACACAA